This is a messenger RNA of Nerophis lumbriciformis (worm pipefish), 930 nucleotides long. The record is from RefSeq and is a predicted model, not a curated record. NCBI's taxonomy places the organism in Eukaryota, Metazoa, Chordata, Actinopteri, Syngnathiformes, Syngnathidae.
AUGGCGACUCACCUGCUUGCCGCUCUGCUGUGCUGCGCUACGGCUCUCCUGGUGGCGGCCACUUCGCCCCCUGUGACAUGCGUCGAUGACGCAGGGGCGGCGGCGACUAUCUUGGCCGUGCAACACAUCAACGAGCAUCACAAGCACGGCUACAAGUUCAAGCUGGAGGAAACCCAAGCCAGCAACUUUCAACAGGGGUCAGACCGUUGCCAUUUUGAUCUCCUGUUGAAGUUGAGACAGACCAAAUGCCACGUCAGCAACCCCAAAUCUCACGAGGACUGCGAAGUCAUGACUCGCACCGACCGGGGCGCGUUGGCCACCUGCAACAGCAAGGUUGAGGUGGUAGGGGGCGUGGCCCACGUUGUCUCGCACAAUUGCGACACCAAAGCAGAGUUCACCAACGCCGAGAUGGCAAUGACUUGUCCCGACUGCCCCGGCUUGACGGCUUUGGAUGACGAGACGGGCGCGAAGGCGGCUCAGGCGGCCGUCAAAAAGUACAACCAGCAGAACAACCAUCUUCACUACUUUGGCCUGAUGGAGAUUUCACAGCUGAAGUCCUUUUACAUCCCGAGCCCGACCGGCGGCACCUUCUUGAGACUAGAGUUCGCCCUGGUGGAGACGGUCUGUCCAAAAGAUUCCAGGAUUGCCCAAGAAGCCUGUGAAGCACGCUGCCCCGAUCGAGCUCAUCACGCCUUCUGCAAGACGAGAUACAGAAUCAUCGGAGGAGAAGUUGGAGAUCUUGACUGUGAACUGUAUCUCCCCAAAGAUAUCACCCCGCUAGCGGACGGCCAGACGGAGCCCACGUGCGUUUUGUUCCACAACAGUCAGGAGGACGCCGCCUGCCACCACGGGACCAACCAACAGAAAGAGGUCCACCAGAUUUGCCCCUUCCCGCCUGCUGUGUCGCAUGCGGGGCAUGCGCAUGCGUGA